Molecule: messenger RNA, 3136 nt
Organism: Saimiri boliviensis boliviensis (Bolivian squirrel monkey)
Lineage: Eukaryota; Metazoa; Chordata; Mammalia; Primates; Cebidae
Gene: PAMR1
Product: peptidase domain containing associated with muscle regeneration 1
Biological process (GO): proteolysis
Molecular function (GO): serine-type endopeptidase activity; calcium ion binding
Source: RefSeq, a predicted model, not a curated record
GGUCACAACCAGCUCCCACCUCAGCCUCCCGCAGCGAGACCUCCCGGCCUCACCUGAGCGAGGGAAUGGCAGCAUCUCUGCUCCCGCCCAGGGUCCUGCGGCCCCUCCUCGCAGCACCCAACACAGGGAGCCCACCUGGACCUGGGCUGGUCUCCCUGUCCCGCAGCUUCCUUCCCAGCCGCCGUCCGCGGCUCUCCGCGUGCGGCCACACCUCCCGGUGCCCCGCAAGGGUUAAGACAGCAGAGAUGAGAGGUUUGGGCUGACGUCGCUCUGGCUGAAGGUGGUUCCCCUCUGCUGAGGAUGAGAGAGCCUGGCGAGCUGAAACCCGAGCUCCGGUUCAGCUGGGGCUCGGGGAGGUCCCUGUAAGAGCCGCCUGCCCCCGGGCCUCCCUGGGUCCCUCCUAUCCCUCCCCAGCAGACGCUCGGGCACCAGCCGCGGCAAGGAUGGAGCUGGGCUGCUGGACGCAAUUGGGGCUCACUUUUCUGCAGCUCCUUGUCAUCUCGUCCUUGCCAAGAGAGUACACAGUCAUUAAUGAAGCCUGCCCUGGAGCUGAGUGGAAUAUCAUGUGUCGGGAGUGUUGUGAAUAUGAUCAGAUUGAGUGUGUCUGCCCUGGAAAGAAGGAAGUCGUGGGUUAUACCAUCCCUUGCUGCAGGAAUGAGGAGAAUGAGUGUGAUUCCUGCCUGAUACACCCAGGUUGUACCAUCUUUGAAAAUUGCAAGAGCUGCCGAAAUGGCUCAUGGGGGGGUACCCUGGAUGACUUCUAUGUGAAGGGGUUCUACUGUGCAGAGUGCCGAGCAGGCUGGUACGGAGGAGACUGCAUGCGAUGCGGCCAGGUUCUGCGAGCCCCAAAGGGUCAGAUUUUGUUGGAAAGCUAUCCCCUAAAUGCUCACUGUGAAUGGACCAUUCAUGCUAAACCUGGGUUUAUCAUCCAACUAAGGUUCGUCAUGUUGAGCCUAGAGUUUGACUACAUGUGCCAGUAUGACUAUGUUGAGGUUCGUGAUGGAGACAACCGUGACGGCCAGAUCAUCAAGCGUGUCUGUGGCAACGAACGGCCGGCUCCUGUCCAGAGCACGGGAUCCUCACUCCACGUCCUCUUCCAUUCCGAUGGCUCCAAGAAUUUCGAUGGCUUCCAUGCCAUUUUUGAGGAGAUCACAGCAUGCUCCUCAUCCCCUUGUUUCCAUGACGGCACAUGUGUCCUUGACAAGGCUGGAUCUUACAAGUGUGCCUGCUUGGCAGGCUAUACUGGGCAGCACUGUGAAAAUCUACUUGAAGAAAGCAACUGCUCAGAUCCUGGGGUUCCAGUCAAUGGGUACAGGAAAAUAACAGGAGGCCCCGGACUUAUCAAUGGACACUCUGCUAAAAUCGGUACCAUCAUGUCCUUCUUUUGUAACAACUCCUAUGUGCUUAGUGGCAAUGAGAAAAGAACUUGUCAGCAGAAUGGAGAGUGGUCAGGGAAACAGCCCAUCUGCAUAAAAGCCUGCCGAGAACCAAAGAUUUCAGACUUGGUGAGAAGGAGAGUUCUUCCAAUGCAGGUGCAGUCAAGGGAGACACCACUACAUCAGCUAUAUUCAGCGGCCUUCAGCAAGCAGAAACUGCAGAGCGCCCCUACCAAGAAGCCAGCCCUUCCCUUUGGCGAUCUGCCCACGGGAUACCAACAUCUGCACACCCAGCUCCAGUAUGAGUGCAUCUCACCCUUCUACCGCCGCCUGGGCAGCAGCCGGAGGACAUGUCUGAGGACUGGGAAGUGGAGUGGGCGGGCACCAUCCUGCAUCCCUAUCUGCGGGAAAAUUGAGAAUGUUACUGCUCUGAAGACCCAAGGUUUGCGCUGGCCGUGGCAGGCGGCCAUCUAUAGGAGGACCAGCGGGGUGCAUGAUGGCGGCCUACACAAGGGAGCAUGGUUCCUGAUCUGCAGCGGUGCCCUGGUGAAUGAACGCACUGUGGUCGUGGCUGCCCACUGUGUUACCGACCUGGGGAAGGUCGCCAUGAUCAAGACAGCAGACCUGAAAGUUGUUUUGGGGAAAUUCUACCGGGACGAUGACCGGGAUGAGAAGACCAUCCAGAGCCUGCGGAUUUCUGCUAUUAUUCUGCAUCCCAACUACGAUCCUAUCCUGCUUGACACUGACAUCGCCAUCCUGAAGCUCCUAGACAAAGCCCGCAUCAGCACCCGAGUUCAGCCCAUCUGCCUCGCUGCCAGUCGGGACCUCAGUACUUCCUUCCAGGAGUCCCACAUCACUGUGGCUGGCUGGAAUGUCUUGGCAGACGUGAGGAGCCCUGGCUUCAAGAAUGACACACUGCGCUCCGGGGUGGUCAGCGUGGUGGACUCGCUGCUGUGUGAGGAGCAGCAUGAGGACCAUGGCAUCCCAGUGAGUGUCACCGAUAACAUGUUCUGUGCCAGACAGGACCCCACUGCCCCUUCUGAUAUCUGCACUGCAGAGACAGGAGGCAUUGCAGCUGUGUCCUUUCCAGGACAAGCAUCCCUUGAGCCACGUUGGCAUCUGGUGGGACUUGUCAGCUGGAGCUAUGAUAAAACAUGCAGCCACAUCCUCUCCACUGCCUUCACCAAGGUGCUACUUUUUAAAGACUGGAUUGAAAGAAACAUGAAAUGAACCAGGCUCACACCCUCCUUGAGAAGCGUUUCUGUGCAUCCAUCUGUACAUGUGUUGUUGUCUGAAGCAGUGGCGACCUGAAGUGUGAUUUUGCCUGUGAACUUGGCUGUGCCAGGGCUUCUGACUUCAGGGACAAAACUCAGUGAAGGGUGAGUAGACCUCCACUGCUCAUAGGCUGAUGCCUCCUCCACUACUAGGACAGACAAUUGGAAGAUGCCAGGGCUUGCAAGAACUAAGUUUCUUCAAAGAAGACCAUAUUAGAAAACCUCUCCACUCUAUUGACCUGGUGGCCUUCCCCACCUUUCAGUGACAUGAAUGCCAUCAGCUUGACUAGGGAAGAUCUGGGCUUCAUGAGACCCAUUUAGAGGCUCUCAAGUUCAAGAGAGCUGCCUGUGGCACAGCCCAGGGCAGCAGAGCCUGGAUGUGGUACCUGCUUUUGUGUACAUGGCCGCAGUACAGUCUGGUCCUUUUCCUUCCCCAUCUCUUGUACACAUUUUAAUAAAACAAGGGUUGGCUUCUGACCUACAAAA